AUGCCGGCUCAAGGCUACGAACGGGUGGCCGCCCAAGACGAAGACGACUCGCCCGUAACCUCCCUAUCCGCCCAGCGAUGGCCGCCCGCCUCGCCGCCCCCGUCGUUCCACUCGCGCGCCUCGUCCCCCACAAACCCAUCGCGACCCCUGCUCCCUGAUGCCGACGCCCACGAUCACGACGAAGACCGCACCCUCGCCGACACGUUUGACUCGGACAGCGACGACGAUGAGGACGACGAUGGACGCGACGACCGACAGCGCCUGAUGCGGGGGAACCCACAGCCCGAGCCCGCCGCUCCCCCACCUGGCCUGCGUCGGACCGUGACGGAACUGCCCGUUUUCACUGCCCCGACGCCGGCGACGAGCGGGAGGGUUUACGGCGGGGGGAAUGGAGGCGUGUGGGCGAACCUGAGUGCAAAGCCCACACGGGGAGAGGACGCCGAGGAGAAACCACCCACAUACGAACAGGCCGCCGCCGACGCAACACCGCCCUACUGGGAAACCACCAUCCUCGCCCCCGGCACCUUUGGCGAUGAAGUCUUCGUCGAGGGCCUCCCCGUCGGCUCCCUAUUCAGCUUCAUCUGGAACGCCAUGAUAAGCAUGUCCUUCCAGCUCGUCGGCUUCCUCCUCACAUACCUCCUGCACACAACACACGCCGCCAAGAACGGUUCUCGCGCCGGCCUCGGCAUCACCCUCGUACAGUUCGGCUUCGGCUUCCGCACCGCCACCCUAAACUCCGGCUCCGGCAACUCAAACGAUAACCCCGGCCAGGGCUUCGACGGCGGCAUCCCCUCCGACCCCAACGCACACGACUUCGACCCCGAGCAGGUCGCCGGCGGCCAGGCUAGGGAGGUCACGAGCGCCGCUGGUGCCAUGGCGGGUAGUGAUUGGGUUGCCUAUGGCCUGAUGAUUGUCGGCUGGUUCAUCCUCAUCAAGAGCGUUAGUGAUUUCAUCCGCGCGAGACGGCAUGAGCAGUUGGUGUUGCAGAGCCCGGAUCGCGGGCUGGGCGUUGCUGUUGUAGCCGAAGGCGAAAGUCCCGAGAGGAGUGUGUAG
Messenger RNA from Dothidotthia symphoricarpi CBS 119687, 1053 nucleotides. Its product is annotated as metal homeostatis protein bsd2. The record is from RefSeq and is a predicted model, not a curated record. Gene Ontology annotation, biological process: ubiquitin-dependent protein catabolic process; vacuolar transport; metal ion transport. The transcript is spliced from 3 exons. Bases 1 to 1053 code for a protein of 350 amino acids. Gene Ontology annotation, cellular component: Golgi apparatus; perinuclear region of cytoplasm; endoplasmic reticulum. NCBI's taxonomy places the organism in Eukaryota, Fungi, Ascomycota, Dothideomycetes, Pleosporales, Dothidotthiaceae.